Molecule: messenger RNA, 1449 nt
Organism: Ctenocephalides felis (cat flea)
Lineage: Eukaryota; Metazoa; Arthropoda; Insecta; Siphonaptera; Pulicidae
Gene: rtet
Product: major facilitator superfamily domain-containing protein 10
Exons: 7
Coding region: 46-1449 (467 amino acids)
Biological process (GO): transmembrane transport
Cellular component (GO): brush border membrane
Molecular function (GO): transmembrane transporter activity
Source: RefSeq, a predicted model, not a curated record
AUACGUACAUAAUCUUUUUAUUCAUUAAAUUUCAACGUAUUAACAAUGGACAAAAUUACCGACAUAAAACGUAGAAAUAUAUCAAAAGUUUCGAACAAUAAUGAAGUAUCUACAGACAAAAAAUCAAAAAGUACAGAAAGUACGACGUCGCCAGCUGUGUAUAUAAUAUUUUUUUCUUUGCUACUUGAUUUGUUGGCAUUUACACUAAUAUUGCCUCUAUUUCCGUCGCUGAUGGAAUUCUACAGAGUCCAUGACUCUAUCGGUCUAUAUAGCUGGUUUUCAGAUAACAUAAAAACCUUUCAAAAUCUUGUUGGAGCUCCAGAAAGGUUCAACUCAGUCUUGUUUGGCGGUGUCUUAGGUUCCAUGUUUAGUUUUCUUCAAUUCCUUAUUAGCCCCCUAGUUGGAGGAAUAUCUGAUGUUUACGGAAGAAAACCUGUUAUGUUGAUUUGUCUGACUGGCAUAUCGAUAUCUUACAUUGUUUGGGCUUUGUCAUCAAAUUUUGCAUUGUUUAUACUAGCUCGAUUUAUAGGAGGCAUAAGCAAAGGCAAUGUUUCUUUAAGUAUGGCAGUAAUUGCCGAUGCGUCUAGUGGAAAAGGCAGGACAAAAGGAAUGGCUUUGGUGGGUAUAGCAUUUUCUUUAGGAUUUACUAUUGGACCUCUUAUUGGAGCUUUAUUUAGUCAAUUGACAGACAAAACAAAUGUGGAUUGGUUUAUGUACCCAGCUGUAUUUGCAUUUUUAUUAUCGAUUGCCGACCUUCUGUUUGUGGCAGUGUUCUUUAAUGAAACACUCCCAAAGGAACAUCGUUCAAAGGCCACUGUAACAACUUUAUCACAAGCUACAAAUCUUAUCAGCAUACCUAAACUUUUUAGAUUUACCGCUGUUGCGGCAUUACACAAAUCAGACAAAGACAAUUUAAAAAGAUUAGGUCAGGUUUAUUUUAUAUACCUAUUCUUAUAUAGUGGACUGGAGUUUACGCUCACAUUUUUAACCCAUCAUACAUUUGGAUACAGUUCAAUGCAACAGGGAAAAAUGUUUUUCUUUAUUGGCAUAAUAAUGGCUAUAUUCCAAGGAGGAUUUGUGAGACGAGUACCUGAACAUAAAUUAAAAUCUGCAGCAGUUGCAGGUCUUUGGCUUAUUGUACCCGCUUAUGGUUUUGUUGCAUUGUCUCCAAUAGUUCAUAUUUAUUUCUUAUACAUUGGACUUUUUCUAUUUGCAGUUUCUACUGCAUUUGUUGUUCCAUCAUUGAUGUCAUUAGCAUCUAGAUUUGGAGGAGUUGAACAAAAAGGAACAGUUAUGGGUGUGUUCCGAUCAUUAGGAGCUUUAGCUAGGGCUGUUGGUCCUGUUAUAGCAUCAAUUGCAUUUUGGAGUUUUGGUUGCUCUUUGACAUAUUUAGUUGGUGGUGUUUUAUUGAUUAUACCAGUAUUAAUGUUGCAAUUUUCGAAUGUAUAA